GAGCGGAGAAGAAGAGUGAGCCGCCGUCGGCUCCGCAGGCUGGUGGCGUUCAAAGAAACUUCACCGCCGGUUUUUCUGGUGGGCGAGAGAAGAGAGAGAGAAAAGGCCGAGAUAUUACAUGUGGUCUUGAAGAGCGCGCUUGUUGAGUUGAGAACUUUGGGCAAGAUUUUAACGACGGCGGUCUUCACGACGGGGGCGAGUUUAAACCCGCUCGUUUUGGUCGCGUCAACAUCGGCGCGUCGUGCUCGCUUGGGCCUGAAGCUUCGCAGGUGUCGUUACUUUCUGGCUAACGCUGGCGCACCGGCGUGUCUGAAUCAAGCUUUUGGCAGUGGUGCAUUUACUGUUGACAUCCAAACGUCACGGACGGGAGCGUCGACAGCACAAGUGAAGCGGCUGGGGAUGCUGCUGCCUUGACUUUUGGAUGAGGACCACGACGACCAAAGGGCAAUAAGCAACUUAAAAUCAUGAGGCACAAAUGCUACACUGAGACGGAGAAAGACGCGGCUCUCAGACUUUCCCAGGAGCGAGCUGAGAUCAUCGAAAAGUAUGACCGGGGCCAAGAGGAAGGUGCGCAGAUUGACCCGUGGGAAGAUUCGGAUUUCCGCCUCUACAAAGUCACGGAUCGUUUUGGCUUCCUGCAUGAAGAAGAACUUCCAAUUCCAGAUGCGGAAGAAGGGAAGAUCAAAGCGACGGAGGUGGAGAGGGUCGCCAAGUGGCUGAAGAUGGUCAAGACUUGGGAUAAAUACAAGAACACCGAGAAGAUGGCGCGCCGCGUGUACAAGGGACUUCCGCUGCAGCUGCGUGGGGAGAUCUGGUCGCUGCUGCUGGAGCUGUCGUCGCUCAAGGAGGAAUUUUCCGGCCUCUACGAGCAAAUGAAGCAGCGAGCGCGCAUGGUGUCCCCCGACGUGCGCCAGAUCGACCUGGACGUGAACCGCACCUUCCGCAACCACAUCAUGUUCCGCAACCGCUACGGGGUCAAGCAACAAGCCCUGUUCCAUGUGCUGGCUGCAUACUCCAUGUACAACACGGAGGUGGGCUACUGCCAGGGCAUGAGCCAGAUCGCUGCGCUCCUUCUCAUGUACCUUAACGAGGAGGAUGCAUUCUGGGCACUCGUGCGCUUGCUGUCCGACAAUAAACACGCCAUGCACGGAUUCUUUGUGCCGGGCUUCCCCAAGCUGAUGCGCUUCCAAGAGCACCACGACCUCAUCAUGAAGAGGUUACUCCCCAAGAUGAAGAAGCACCUGGAUAGCCAGGAGAUCUUCACCAACCUCUACACAACAAAGUGGUUCUUCCAGUGCUUCCUCGACCGGACCCCGUUCACGCUCACGCUGCGGCUGUGGGACAUCUACAUGCUGGACGGAGAGCGGUUGCUCAUCGCAAUGGCCUACACCACGCUCAAGCUGCACAAGAAGCGGCUGAUGAAGAUGGAGAUGGAGGGCCUCGUGGGCUUCCUGCAGCAGUCGCUGAACGAGGACUUCCUCUACGAGGACCACUUUGUCAUCGACCAGCUGCACAACAACAUGGCCGAGCUCCGGCGCAAUAAACUCCUCCAGCCGCCCCCAGGCAAACAGGAUGAGUUCCCCCAGCGUCCGUUUGGGCAAAUGCCACCUGACAGCCUCACCAUCCUCGAGGCAAAUGGCGCCGCUAAUGGACAGAACAGACAGCAGCAGCUGACACCGACAAAGGCGGCAACGAUCACAGCGCCAGGGCCGGCACGUACUCCGUCCCCGCAGGGGAACGGAAAACGACCGGCGCUCUUGCCUCCGCGGAGACUUGAUGGGAACGUGAGAAGUGUGACCACAGAAGCUGAGAACCCAGCAGCAGCAGCGGCAGUGGCAUCAACAGCACCACCAGCAGCAGCAGCAGCAGCAGCAUCGGGUGCGAUGGAGAGACCAGCGAUAGAAACGCAUGCACAGAAGCUUCCGAGCGACGCAAACUCAAACCAGAACGCCGCUCCUGGUCCUCGCGUAGACAAAGACAAAGCGGGGGCGGCGGCGCUGGCAGCCACUCCCAAGUGGAGGAAACCAGCAGCGGAGGCUGUGGCAACAACGUCGACAGCAAUAACAUCGUUGGUGGUGCCGGUGGGAGGAGGAGGAGGCCCGGUCCGACCCGGCGCCGUGAUCCGCGUGGACAGCGUGGGCCGCAGCGCCUCCCAGCACUCGCUAUACGACAACGUGUCGUCCGAGCGCGAGGCUGACGGCCCGGUGGCCGCUUGGGGCCUCCGAGAUGACCGCUUUCUCACGAGCCCCAGCAGCAGCAGCGGCAGCGCCGUCACCAACGGCGAGACGCUCGCCCGGCCGCAGCGCCUGCCGGUGGUGCCGCCCCCCCGUGAGUACGGGAGCACAGACCACAUCGCUUCUCCGCCACCGGCAACUCGGCAUCGGCAGCAGCGGCACCAGCAGCAGAAGCAGGGAGCGCCGUCGCAAUCAAUGAGCCGUUCGGCCUACUCUAGUCCUGCGCGGUCACCGUACGGAGCCUGGACGGACACGGUUCCGGUGUCGGCGAGUUACCACGGGCCACCGGUGGCCGGCACCGUGACCCCCAACGGCAGCGGCGGCGCACACCUCCUCGCGCCGGACGGUUCCUUCGACCGUGCCGACGGAGCGGCUUGGGCUGCGGCGGCGGCGGCGUCCGCAGCCGGGCACAGCGCCAGCGCGGACGGGAGUCUGGACGGGGGUCUGGACGAGGGGCGGCACGCGCGGGGGGGCGGCUGGGCCGUGACGCGCGGCAAAGUCGUGGCUCCCGCGCCCCGGCACUGGGCGACGGCGCCCGCGCACGCGUCGAGCGAGGGCGAGCUGCUGCUCUGGCCCGACGGGCAGCAGCAGCAGCGCUGCGUGAGGCAGGCGGAGCUGGUGCGGAACGUGGCGGCGGUGGCGGCGGUGUCGGUCGGGCCCGAGCGCCAGCGGUCGCCGGGACACGCGCAGUACCCGCCCUUCCCCGCCGACGACAUCAGGGAGACGGCGGUGCUCUGAGCCGCGGUGGCGGCGCCCCUGGUGACUCCCGUCCUGCGCUGCUCCUGGAUUUUAAAGUCGAGGUUGGGGUGGGGUUGGCAAACUUGGACGUUGGGAAUGGAAUGCGGCAGGAGGGGCCGGGCAUUGUAGGUGUAAUUCGGAAGAGGAGGUUUUGAUGGCGGAGGGCAGACGUCGGUGGCGACCAAGCCGGAUUGUGGCAAUGAGAUUGUCGGACCUUGGAGGCCGUGUGCUGACUGUGCAGCAACUUCAGGAUCUGGCUUACGGAAGGAGGCGAUGUUGAAUGGUGGCACCAUCAAAUGGCAUCUCCACAUGUUCAUAUGGUUUACGUUUUUAUUGUUCGACCCCACCAGAACUUGACUUCGUUUCCGUGAAACUAUGGGGGUUUCUUUUUUUUAGCUGACAAAAGAAAUUUGACUUGCGUUGUGUUCAGCAGCACGUUUUUUUUUUGUAUCUCGACACAGAGAUGAGCUUUAAUCGGCGGCGUCUCUGCGAGCCGAGCAAUUUUACAAGCGUGUGGCUCGCGAAUUUUGCAUAACGGAUCGAGACAGCCAUCGUACACCGACCUAUCGGACCUCUGACUACUCGAAUAAUUUUUACGCUUUGGUUUUAUUUUUUUCAUUUUGGAUUUGUUUUGUAAUUGUCGUUGAAACGGCUGUAAAUAGUGCGGUGUGCGGUCAGGUGUUUAGCGAUUCUAACUGUUACACAAGAACGUUACGACAACCAGCAUCUCCUCAGGAAAAUCUCACCCAUUGUUUGAUCUGAUCAUGUCCUCCCAUGUUAAAUUGUUACCAGAGUUUUUUUUUAUUUUUAAGUACAUUUUUUUUAGUGCUGUGCCGCAUAUUACUUCACGAGAUUCCCGUUUCUCUCUCUCUCCAUUUACGCUGUCAGCGUACACGCGUGGGUUUUAUCCAGGUGCUCCAGUUUCCUCCCACGUGUCCAUUGGCUGAAAACAUCUUAGUAUAUGGAGGACUGCAGAGCUGUGGCAAUUGUUGGUAGCACCGGCUCACUGCCCGACUGCUGCCUCCCAGCUUGUCUGUGGUUCCUCAGCGAAAUGUAAGAUGCAAUCGGCAUGAACGAUGCAAUAUUUUUAUACUUAAAACAAUCUAAAUGUUUAUACAUUUCAUUUCAGCUUAUUAAUAGGCAUGUGAAAUGAUUACUAGCCAACCGUGCUAACGUCCGAUUAGAACAGUUGGCUACGUACGGUGCGAAAGAAGUUCAACAUACACAAAUUCAUACUGAACUCAACCCCCAUGUGACGAUGGAUGAAUUGAUUAUAAUCAAUUGAGGAUCAUGUGCCAAUAUUCCAUAAUUGUCUUGUUUGUCUUCUAUCAUUCAUCAUGUCAGUUCUCUCUCGUGUGUUUGUCUUAUUUGAUCUGUGAUCUUAAAGAUAACAGUCUCUUGUUGUUGUAAUGUAAUUUUCAUAAACCUUAAAUAAUCGGAAGGCACGUAAUUUGAUACGUGCAUUGUGAGCAUAAGAAACGAUGUUGAUGAAUGGAGGAUUUCAUGCCUCUUGAAGGCAAUAGCCAGCUUGUGUAUAGAUCUCGAAAUGUUGUCAGCUCUGUUCUCGACUCUCAUUUUACUUCUCUCAUUGUUCACGGUUACAAUUGGGGACUCUUUUUUAUUCGGCGAAAACGGCAGCAACGUUUUUUUUUGUCAGUUUCAUUCUUCGUCUUUCAUCUAACCAAGCAAAAGUCCAUUCACAGACAAUGAUGUCAUUUGCACAAAAUGUCGAUUGAUGAAUCUCGACCCAACAUUUCAUUUUGUUAACGGAUACCCUUGUUCGUAGACACGUGGUCAGUUUUGUCCGGUCAUGUUUGAGUCGGUCUUUCACAAUUCCGGCUAAAAAAGGCAACUUGCGAUCGCUAAAGCAGAGAGGCAGGCUCCGUGGUGGCACGAGCUGUUCUCUCUUCACAGUGCUUCCCAAUCUGACGCAGCCACGGCUGCAAUGUAUCCACUCCGAUUGGCGUGAGAUCGAUGCGUGUGAUUUCUUGUUAUGCCUCCGUCAACAUGUGCACGGAGUCCACAUCGUCCAGAGUUCCACACGAGUGAAAUGCCGGCCAGUUAGCAAGGUAGUGUUUCUCACCAGAGCAAAGAACCGACAGUUCUUAGGCUUAUCUUCACACGGCCCACAGCCACAUGAGGACUACACGUGUAAACGGCCUGCGAACGAUAUUCAUCCCAUCAACGCAAGCAUCUUAGCCACACGAAUUGGGUACUAGAUGGGAUUAGUUUGAACCUGGCAUCAAUGUUUCUAAUUCUUUUACACGCUCGGUCACUUCUGUCGAUUGCAUGGGCCUCUUGGAGUGAAGGCCGUGGACUACUGAAAGAUGCCAAUGUGUGACCCGCCAAUAAGGUCUUUGAAAGCUCUAUCUGUGUGGCCGUUAUUAAGGGAAAGGUACCUCACCCCUGUACUUGAGGGAGACGCCGUUGAGAUGGCGGUAGCGGUCUGUUUCUGCUGUUCGGCGAGCGGGUGGCUUGGGAUCGUGUUACGCUCAGGCAGACGGCAGUAUGGCGUUAGUGCGGUUUUAUCGGAACUAUUUUUUUUAAACAUCGCUUGAUUCGUUUCACGUCUGCCUGUUUAGAGUAAUUAAAUUUAUAAACACUCCGCCGGGAGGCGCAUGCACCCGUUGCAUUUGGUAACCGUUCAGGACUGGAAUAUGCAGCAAAUGGAUGAGGAGCAAUGGGGGGCGUGGAUGGAUGAUUGGAGGGUGUGAGCUCUGGCAGCAAAAGUUGCGUCGAAGCCAAAGUCUCGCCACUAAAACGAGCGUUUGGGCGACGACCGCCACUGGUGGUGUCCCCCGAGCCAGCGGCGGAAACGCCACACUUGUAGGGUGCGCACGAAUCACUCUUCACAAACUGCUUCUCACUUUUGUGGAUGCCAGAAAGAUGAUCAGUUGAGUUGCACCCCACUCCCCCCCCCCCCCCGGCCAGAUGUUGAACUCGAAUGAUUUGGAUUGCGAGUCGAAUGCUCUAACCACAGCGUCGCUCAGCCAAGUCGGCGUGAACAAUACUUGGACUUAGACUUGUUGCGACACACUGUGAAAGGUUUGAACGCCACAAUCCUUUGGCAAUAAGAGGACAUGGGUACUUGAAGAGCACUGCUUGGUGUGUGCUAUAUGCAGCUCGGUAACAGGUUGGUAAUUGGGGGCCAGCUGUGUAAAUGGGGAGGCAUUGAGCAACGCUGGCAUUGAAAUUGCACUGUCACUCUCAUGACAAAAUGAAUCUUGUAUCACAAUUAUAUCAUUGCAAUCAUGGAUUCGACAUUGGCGAACAUUAUUUCCGUGCUGUUGAUCGAGUUUAAAGGGGCGAGUUUUGUUGUUAGCUAAGGGUAUAUUUGUGCACAUUUCAUUAGAAUUUGUUUUUAUGCUCACAGUGUUUUCUUGUUUUCUUUUCUGAGUUUGAAAUGAUGUGUUGCUAAAAAAUGAAGGCACUUGAUUUGUGGGUGCUCACGUGUGUCUGUCGGUGAGUAACAAAGCAGAGCAGUGGUUUGACUCGAUUGGCAGCUCAAAAUUCACGAAUCGCAGUGCAGUGCAGACAAGUCCAGUCACAGUUUCUUUAUUUGAGCACUUGGGAGGUCGUCAUCUUCGUUGGCAGUGUCUGAGCCACCGUCGGAAAUUCCCCCCCCCCCCCAUUACCAUUGUAUGGGCCGAUGUUGAAUUCCCACUGAAGUGGCGCCACGGAUGGCUGACUGUCCGAGUCAUUCCUCAAAUGGGAUUCAGUUCAGUUUAUUUUGAAGUACCCUGUGAGCUAAGAAACCUUUAAGUCGGGUACCAUCAAUAAAAACACACCGUUUCUGUGACAGACGUAACACAUCAGAGAAAAAUAAAUGAAUAAUACAAUAAAUAAAAGGUAAGAACUCACAUAAUUUGAAAUAGAAAAUGUAUCUUUUAAAAGUUAGAGCCGAUUAAAUAAUUUUAAAAGUGCAAGAUUUGCCUUAAAAGUGCCAGUGGUAAACACACCGGAUUACAACUCGCAACCCAGCAUCUUAUCAAAUUAACGCGCAAACCCGGCUGCAAUCUUGCUAUACACACGGUGGAGAUUGCGUUACUGUUAUUAUCUGGUCGUUACUCUGUUAGUGCCGGGGUUUCUUUUUUCAAUACAUUAAACCAGUGUUUCAUUGCCAUCUGUUACAAGAAAGAACUCGCCCUCUGACCCCCGCUGUUGAUGCAUGAUUAUGACUUCAGUACUUUCUGGCAGGGAAUAGUCCCGGACCAAGACACAGCAGGACUCAUUCAAUGUCGUUUUUGUUCCCAAACCCUUGAGAGAGUGUGCAAUGCAGCUCCCGAGGCAGGAGUUUGUGCUUCUUUGCACGUGGAGUGUGGUAUCAGUGCCCUCGAAGCAAACACGUGUGGACACACGUGGGACAACUGAUCAUUGUUGACGAUGGCUCCGAGUCCCCCCAUAGUCAGUGAUCACAAGAGCCCCUCCCUGUUUUACCUGCAGAUGUCAAUGAUGGUUUUAGGCCAGGCUGUCAGGGUUCCUGGCUGGCUCUGUCGUGGUCGUGGACAAUAUUAAUGUUCUAAUUAUGUCAUUUACCGAACCAUGAAAGCUUUACGGAAUCUGGAGACCAUUAGAACCCCCCCCCCCCAUUUUUUCACCAGGAGGAUCUUGCCGGGGAUUUUUUUUCUUGCUUUUAGGGGCACGUUCGAGCUGUCAGAUGUUUGUAGGAGGCUCGCUUUGAAGUCCGCAUCCCAUUGCAAGAUGAAAUGUUAUUUAAUGUGUGUUGAGCAAUAAACUACUUUUUUAAAAGCAAAAAAAUUACAAUAUUAGCACAGACCCUGAUAAAGGCCAUUUAAUCAGCAUAUGUAAGGUGAAUGCCAGUUAUUUUUAAAAUAGAAUUACUGUAAUUGCAAAGAGUGGAUUUUAUGAUUAACAGUACUGCCAUAAUUGAUAGUAUUUAAGACAAUAUGAAGUGUUUUGAAUUGGAUUUUUUUUACAACCCAACACUUUCCUUACUUUAACAUCCACGUUAGCUUUUCCUAGAUUUUUUAUCCAGGAGUAACUUAAUAGUAGAACAUGGCGAUAAUUGAUAUGUGUUUGUAGAGUAAUUUAUUGUUUGAAACAUAAUCACUUCUGCGGAUGGAAUUCAAUUCCCCUGUCAACGUAUCGAGUGAUUGCUGCCCGUGUCACGUGUGGCUGGUCAUCGGUCUCAGCAGUGGCUUUGCCCGUGUGUUGUUUGCACCCGAUGGAAAUAUGGAAAAUGCUGCCACCACCACUUCCCAUCGUCUCAAUUGAAUUGUAAGAAGGGUCCAGCACAGUACAAUACCCCUAAAGCCAUGAGCCAUAUUUUCUUAACCGUUCUACAAAAUCACGUGGUCUUACGGAUGUAUGUUAAUUAGAGGCGUCCAAAAGAAUGCACCGCAAAUACGUUUUUUAAUCAGAUUGCUGUAAUUAUGUUUGAUAGGAUGUAACAGAAGUCUUAAUAAACGUUUAUUUUUCAUUGUAAUGUACGUAUGAGAGCCUAGGGGUGUCAAGUGUUUAGUAUUAUUCGUUUUGUUUACUGUCGCUGUACAGAGAGAGAGAAGCCUUUUUUGCGCCGAUGUACAUCUUGUUUAUUCUCAAUGUUGCCUUUCAGUGAAUAUGUUCAUACUGAAGGAAGGGUCCCAUAUCAUAGCAAACCCGCCCCCCAUGUACAGGUGCUCUCCGUAGCAUAACGCGGCCCUAGACGUUUGUAUUUGUAGAUAGAUUGCCGCAGUAUUUAUACUCUCGUAUUUGUACGCAUUUCUCCGUUGGGACUUAUUAAUGUAUUUGCUUCGUAGCCUAAGCAGUGUGCAGCAUGUUUUAAAGUUGCACCGUUACCUACUUGGAUUUUUUUCAUUUUUCAAACAUUCGAAGUGAAUUUGUUUUUUUUGUCCGUACCGUGUUUUUUUUGUUGUUGUUGUUGCGAGGACAAAAAAAUUGUCAGAAAAAUUUGUAAAAAAAAAGUCGAAGUCGUUUGUAAAUGUGUAUUAUUAAUUUUUUAAAUAUGAUUUUGGGUCUGCACAUUUUUGGAUGAUGACUUAUAGCGAGCGUUGUAGGAUUCGUUUUAUCAGUUACCAUGAGUUCAAACAAUUGCUUUGAAAAAUGAAUAAGUGUUUUGACUUGUUUCACCGGCAUAAUGUGCCCGCUUUUUAUAAAUGAUCUUAUUUUAAAUAUUUAUAUAUUAACAACGUGCAUAAUGAAGGGAACACAUUGAUACCGAUAUGCAAUUUCACAAUCGCAGUUAAGACAUUUCUGAUUUGUGAUUGAAUUCUCCAUUUGAAAUUUGGAAAUGAGCGUCAAAAUAGUUAAAAAGUCUGAGUCAUGUCUGUGGACACAUGAUGACCCUAGCUGGAUGAGGAAAUUCCACGUUCCUAUGACAGUGGCCAGCGUCUCCAAAGGACUACCACUAUUGAUUGUCUGCAAAGUCGUGCUAAUCACGUUAGCUCCAUCGAAGCGCUGAAGUCGUCAAACAAAUGCACAGCUUUCCCAAAACCAUACGCAACAUGUUUUUUGUUUUGUUACAGCCGGAUGACCUUCAGACGUUGUGUGUUGGGCAUCCGAAACAUUUCUGGUUAAUGUCUAAUCGCUGGACGAGGCAAGUGAAUGUCACAUUGGCGGCGUUUGUUCGAGGUCCACGUUCAACCUGGGUCUGGAUCAUUCACAGAGCAUGGGACAUCACAACCUACGACGCCCCUAUGGGACUAUUCACUUAUCGAUCAUGGCUGAUGAAGAGCUCGGCCAUCUUGAUUAUUGACAUAAUCGACGCAUCUACCGAUUGUCGGUCCGUUUACUCGACCGAUCGGAUAACGUGCAAGUUAGCUUGGGGGGGGGGGGGGGGGGUGAAGUCUCAUCUCUGUUCUUCCCACUUGUGCCGCUGGAGGGGAGGUUAUGGGCUCUGGGUUUGGUGAAGAUCAUCGGCGUCAGUCGCAUCAUGCUGGGCGUGACUUGCACGGGGGUUUCCUGCCUUUGGGCGGCAGGACUUGUGGCUUGCUGCCAUUUUUCCUAAGUGGGCCCGAGUAAUCGACCAUAUAAAAGGGAGUCGAUGAGAAUGUUUGUUGUCCAUAUUGACUCUGUAGACCUGUCGUCCCCACCGCUGUUCCGCGUGUGUGGCAGAGCGCUUUUUCGCGCUUCGCGUAACAAUCCCGGUGUAACCUGGUGUCUGUCCCUGACCGUAACGAAGGCGGAAAAGUAUAUCUGAGCCUGUCGGUCGACUCAGCCUUAAGCGAUUGAGUACCUGGCGCAGUGAGUAAAAACCAUAAUCGCCGGGAAGAUGAGAUGGCCGGGGCAGUGGUGCUGGCCACGACAUCUCUCUGUGGUUGCAUGCCACCGUUAGUCGGUGCUGCUCAUAGCACUUGGCGGUCUCUUGGGCUGAAUGUGGAUCUUUGCCUCUGUAUGCGUGCAAUGUGAACAGGGCUUCCCGAGUUGUUUUCGAUGGCGGGUUUCGUUCGUGAUGUCCGCGUGCAUUUUUCUCAAGUCCAUUGUGUGUCUCAGCGGUUUUAAACGGUUACUGACACUGCCCGGUGUGGAAGUGUAAUGUGAGCGUUGUCACUGCAAACCUUUGCUUCCCAGGCGAACAGGGCAUGCCGGUUAGAUGAUGAUGAUAAUGGUGACAAUGUGCGUCGGACCGAGUUAUCGAUACUCCCCAAUGUCUGUACAGGAAGGAACAUAUUUUUUAGAGAUGGAUUUUCAAUGUGGCUUUACAUUAAAAAAACACCU
Lethenteron reissneri (Far Eastern brook lamprey) is the source of this 10649-nucleotide messenger RNA. RefSeq names its product USP6 N-terminal-like protein. Gene Ontology annotation, biological process: regulation of GTPase activity. Gene Ontology annotation, molecular function: GTPase activator activity; small GTPase binding. Lineage: Eukaryota; Metazoa; Chordata; Hyperoartia; Petromyzontiformes; Petromyzontidae. The record is from RefSeq and is a predicted model, not a curated record.